UUAGGAAAGAGGGCGCUUUUUAGCACCUUUUUCGCAGCGCCCCCUGGGCAAUGCAAGAACCCCAUAGGUCACAAAAACAGCAGAUUAAGAGAGAGCUCUUAUUUGAUAACUCGCGGGGCAGCUCACUAUUAUUCGAAGCUAGGACGGGGGUUUUGAAAACGAAAACAUACAGGGCUAAAUUUGAAGACGUGGACCUUCGGUGCACAGCAUGCGGAGCCGAAAUGGAGACCACUGAGCAUAUAGUGCUGAGAUGCACAGACCUUCGCCCAACCCUGGCAGAGGGAACUGUGGCAGAUAUGGAAGGGGCAUUAGGUUUUCCCGGGGAACGAGGGCAAAUAGACGAGAAAAGAGUCACCGAAAAGAGUGGCAGUGACGAAGGGGAGGCUAGAGGAUUGGUGGAGGAAGUCAAGGGAUAAUACCAUAAAUCGGGGAGAUAAUGUUUCCUCUACUGUUUUAGAUAGUUAUUUUGGGGGGAGGAGGGGAGUGAAAACUAGGUUAAGGAAAAGAGGAUAAAGAAAGGAAAAAAAAAAGAAUAAUAUUAAAAUAGGAGGGGGAGCAAAAGGCUAGGUGGCGCCAGCCGCCACCCAUUACAAAGGGUAUAGCCGCAAUCCAUUCAUCCACCCAACCACAAAAGCCACUAAAGAACGUUAAAGUGUGGUCAUGGCCUUUUUAUGGCGGCUCCCGUGGCCGCGUUCUCGCGGGAGAUUGUCAUCACUAUUGAAGGAAGGCACUACUUUUUGAAUGUGCUCAAUGCAGGCCAAGUACAAGCUGCCCUCCUUGACAAAGGCAUAGUGACAACAUAUGAAGAGCCCGACUGGAUACGUCUGACAGUUACAGACUACAACCUCGCAAAUAAUUUUUUGCAGCAGGUGCCAGACAUCCAAGCACUGUCACAUCCUUCAAACAUAAACAUUCCAGAAAAUACUGUAGAUGUGGCACUACACAGAUGGAACGAUGAGGGCCAUGGGGACGCAGCCUUGCCGUUUGGCACCAACUUUAGAAUCUUGUACAGAGGCGUCAGCAACGAGCACGCAAGAAAACUGGCGUCUAUCGUCAUCGACCUUGUACUGAACAUCCCACAUCUUGGUUUGACUUCCUGGUACAGGAUACUUGCACUUAGCAUGGAGUGAUGAAGCAGAGCAGUGUACUUUUAUUAAAUGUGCAGAUUUUAGCAGUAUAACAGCAGUUCAUUAAAAAAACGUGUGCUGAAAAUAAAGUGUUCUUACCCACA
Molecule: messenger RNA, 1231 nt
Organism: Dermacentor andersoni
Lineage: Eukaryota; Metazoa; Arthropoda; Arachnida; Ixodida; Ixodidae
Source: RefSeq, a predicted model, not a curated record